UCGAUUCGAUCCUCAUACCGUCAGAAGGCCUAGAGUGCGCGGGCGCGUCGUAAACAUUCGAAUUUUGAAAUUAAAAAAAAGUAACUAAUCGAUUUUUAAAGUUUAAAAACAAGUGAUUAUGUUAAACUAAAGUGCAAUGAGUGAGUUUAUUUCCGAAAAUAAGUCGUGGAUUGUAUUUUUAUUAUUUAAAUAACUACGAACGAAUGACGGAAAAUGACGAGAAAAUUUCUCUUCUGUUUCCCACUGAGGCUGGGAAACAUUGUUUUCGGAUACAUUGUUAUUAUAAUCAGUUUAGCGGUCGCAGCGUUUCAUUUGUACCAGCUCGGUCUAAGUCUCGUCGCUAGAGACGAACACAAAGAGCAGAGAUUCGCUAAUUUCGAACAACUGGAGACCAUUUUUGGCACACAAAAACAGGAUCUAGUCGCCUUGAUAGUAAUGAUAUAUUACUUGACAUAUGUCAUUAUUGGACUGCUCAUGUUUAUCUUCUCGGCUACAUUCACUUGUGGCGCUUACAAGGUCAACGACUGCGCCAUAACGACGUUCUUCAUGUACAGCUUCGUGCACAUCUUCCUCAGCAUCGGGCUGAUAGUGUGGGAAGCGCUCACCGCCGGCUGGCUCCAACUGGCGCUCAUUGUUGCAUCAGAUGUUUUGCUGAUAGUCUGCCUGUUCAGCGUUAAGUACCUGAUGGAGGCGAUAAGAACCGGCAACAUCUACCACCGGCCCGGGGAGGUGCUGUACAAGUACUGACAGAACAUCGACAUCUGCGUGCACACUGUCAUGUUAUGAACUCUUCACGGACAAGCACCUGAUGGAGGCGAUAAGAACCGGCAACAUCUACCACCGGCCCGGGGAGGUGCUGUACAAGUACUGACAGAACAUCGACAUCUGCGUGCACACUGUCAUGUUAUGAACUCUUCACGGACAAGCACCUGAUGGAAGCGAUAAGAACCAGCAACAUCUACCACCGGCCCGGGGAGGUGCUGUACAAGUACUGACAGAACAUCGACAUCUGCGUGCACACUGUCAUGUUAUGAACUCUUCACGGGCAAGCACCUGAUGGAGGCGAUAAGAACCGGCAACAUCUACCACCGGCCAUAAAAUAAAUAAAUAAAUAAAUAUACUUAAACAAUACUAUCUAUUGACUAUCUAGCCCCAAAUUUUGCUGAUAGUCUGCCUGUUCAGCGUUAAGUACCUGAUGGAGGCGAUAAGAACCGGCAACAUCUACCACCGGCCCGGGGAGGUGCUGUACAAGUACUGACAGAACAUCGACAUCUGCGUGCACACUGUCAUGUUAUGAACUCUUCACGGACAAGCACCUGAUGGAGGCGAUAAGUACCGGCAACAUCUACCACCGGCCCGGGGAGGUGCUGUACAAGUACUGACAGAACAUCGACAUCUGCGUGCACACUGUCAUGUUAUGAACUCUUCACGGACAAGCACCUGAUGGAGGCGAUAAGUACCGGCAACAUCUACCACCGGCCCGGGGAGGUGCUGUACAAGUACUGACAGAACAUCGACAUCUGCGUGCACACUGUCAUGUUAUGAACUCUUCACUACUCGCGGAUCUCAAAUUCACCUCUAACUUGAUUGAGUGAGUUCGAGACAUUCAGACGUUCUGUAAAAAAAUUACAAAAGGACAAUGGUGCUAAUUCAGAUUUUAAUUUAAUUUUUGACCUAUGAACUCUCUUCUAUGAGAUACUGACCAAGUUGAUUUUUUGUUCGGAAGACGUUUUUGUUUGGUCCUUAGAUAUAGAAGUCAUAGUGCCACAAACUUAUCUGGCCCGGUAAAGGUGUUGCUGUUAUCGCGCUUUUUAUAAUACUUCUAAAAUCCAAGAGUGUCGGGUGGAGGUACCGGUCUCAAGGUUUGUCAUCUUUACCCGAGACCCGGGUUACUUGCUCCCCCUGUGAUUUAAUCCAGGCCCUUUUGGGGCUAUAGCAUCUUGACCUAUUCUUUUCUUUUGUCACGGGUGGGAAUUCUCUUUUCGAGAUAUCCGAUUACCUGGGCGAGAAGACGGGUUAUGGGACGGGGACGGGACUUACCACUAAAACCCCCUCGGUGGCCACCCUCAGUGCAUUUUGGCAGGCUCCGGGACCUCACUAAAACUCGCCGGUGAUUCCGUUGCACUAUACCUCUGGGGCUUUUCUAAGACUGAGAACUUUGUUCUGCUACUACUAGGUAUAGCUUAUCUUGACCUAUGAUUUGAGUUAGCUUGUCCACUGUCCAUGUGCGGACUGCGCGAUUCCUCUGCGAAUUCAUAUCUGUUGUAAAAUGGCGACUUCUGUGACGUUAGUUUUGUUUUGGCCACAGGUCAGAAAAGUUUGUUGCACUGUAAGCUAAUGUGACAGCACGUAUGUCUGUGUGAACUAAGGAACGUAAGCAGCAGGAACUUGUUAUAAAAUUGUUUAGAGGUUGAAGUCGUAACCCGUUUAACAAAAAGCCUUUGCUUACUUACUUAUAGGCAAAUAUAAUUUAUAAACAUGUUUCUUCUAUCCUGAUGCUACUUUAGUGUCACAAAAACCCCCCCUUUACACUUUACCACUACAACCCAAGGAAAACCGUCUUCGAAAAUAGAAAAACCUUACUAAUCUAAUCCUAAUGGUUGAAAUACAAGUAUAUCAUCAACUUAUUCGUUCUAUAAAUUGAAAAUUUUGUGUAUAUACGCUUGAUUAAUUUAAUGUAAAUAUUAGUUUAUAUUUUAUUUGUAUAGGAAUAUUUAAUAGGAUUAAUAACCUAACCUUGCUUUGUUGAAUUUCAUUCUAAAUGUUCAUUUCGAAGAACAUUGAAUUGGGAUUUUUCUCGUCACAUUUGGGUUGUUGUCAUCCCCUACUGUCCAAGUUGAUGAAAAAUCUGACUGGACAGUUAAUAUUCUCGUAGAAAUCUACGAGAAAUAAUUUAAUCAAGGAAUUUGGAUAUGUCCAAAUUCCUUGAUUAAAUUAUUUCUCGUAGAUUUUUUUUCAUCAUAUCAGCAGAUGGACGUCCACUGCAAGACUUUUGUAGGGACUUCCAAAUAUCACGAUACUGAGCCACCUGCAUCCAACGAAUCCCUGCGACUUGAUGCUCGCUUGAUGUCGUCAGUCCACCUGCUAGUUUAUUCUGUAACGAUAUUUUUAUAACUCAAGUGCGAGUUUCGAAUUCACCUGUAUCUCUCUCUGUUUAACACGAUACUAUAAAAUGAGAAAGAUAGCGGUGAAUUCGAAACUUGAAAAGUUAGAGAAUAGCCGACCCCCACCAGGGGUCGACCAACAUCGCGCUAUCUAGUGCGGGGUCGCCAUUCCAGCACCUUGGGACCCCAACGUCCAUCGGCUCUUCGAAAUAUGUGCCCCGCUCAUUGCCUAUUCAUCUUGAUUAUUUCUUUAAAGCCAAAAUUAUUUUUACUAAAUUGAAGAAAUAUACUCAGAGGCACAAUUAUCCGCCCACUUUAAUAUACUCGCAUCAUAUUAAAGAGGGCGGAUAAUUGUGCCUCUGGGUAUAUAUUUAGGUAGAAUUUGAAAAUGCGAUGAAGUUCUCUAAUAUACUUGUAUAACUAAGUUUUUAAGUUUUCUGGUUUUUUAAGCUGAUUGUUGAACUAUCUCGAAUGCAAAAAUCUCCUAAUUACUGUCUAGUUAAGUUUCUAUUUAUAUUUAUUAUUACCGUAUGUUUACAAUAAUUAAUUAAUUAAAUAAACCAUUUUGUAAGCUGA
This is a messenger RNA of Bicyclus anynana (squinting bush brown), 3680 nucleotides long. RefSeq lists its product as uncharacterized. Lineage: Eukaryota; Metazoa; Arthropoda; Insecta; Lepidoptera; Nymphalidae. The record is from RefSeq and is a predicted model, not a curated record. The transcript is spliced from 6 exons. The coding region runs from base 214 to 747 and encodes 177 amino acids.